Messenger RNA from Pieris macdunnoughi, 213 nucleotides. Lineage: Eukaryota; Metazoa; Arthropoda; Insecta; Lepidoptera; Pieridae. The record is from the annotation of a GenBank genome assembly.
AUGUCUACGGACUUGCCAGCAACCCUUCGACGCCUCUUUAGUUUCUUAGGCAAGCAAUACACAGACACCCAGAUCCAGGGCUUAUGUGACCAUCUCAGUGUCGAGAAGUUCAAGAAGAAUGAUGCGGUCAACGGGGAGAAGCUGUAUAAUAAUAUACAGUCAAACCUGGAUAAGCGAGAGUUCAAGGGACCACAAUCUUAUUCUCGCUUAUAG